This is a messenger RNA of Corticium candelabrum, 2613 nucleotides long. Its product is annotated as CSC1-like protein 1. Gene Ontology annotation, cellular component: plasma membrane. Bases 26 to 2404 code for a protein of 792 amino acids. The record is from RefSeq and is a predicted model, not a curated record. Lineage: Eukaryota; Metazoa; Porifera; Homoscleromorpha; Homosclerophorida; Plakinidae. The transcript is spliced from 23 exons. Gene Ontology annotation, molecular function: calcium-activated cation channel activity.
UAUUAGUCAUCUGGAGCAUGUGACGAUGUCACUAGGCGGCUGGCUGCAUCACACCGUUUCGUUUGUAAAUUUUACCAGCGCUGUCAGUAAGAAUGGUAGCGAUGGCACUCAGUGCCAGAGAAAUGUGGACUUUAAGAAUGACACGUCGGGCAAAGUCAACAACGUCGAUGGCGGAAUACCGGCUUCUCUUGAACUCAAUAUUGUAGUCUGGACGGCACUGAUACUGCUGUUUUGCUGCAUCAAUGGUUGGCUUCGAAGACAAAGCAAGCAAGGAUUGCUGGCAUCGAAUCGAAGGUCUAGUCCUGACAUCACUGCAAAGACUUCUUCAACUAAUCGUGAUGUUGAAGAAUCUGUAGAAUUUCCUGAAGAGCAGGAUGGUGAUACUACUGUUGGAGAGGGAUUCUAUGCGUGGCUACCAGCUCUCUUUAAAUUACGAGAUGAGGAAAUUCGAUCGCGUUGUGGGGAAGAUGCUAUACACUACUUGUCAAUGGAACGACAUCUGCUCUUUAUUUUAUGCAUUUUCACUGUCGUGUCAAUCGGGAUACUUCUUCCUGUAAACUAUACGGCUUCCACACACCUCAAGAGUAGUGGAUUUGCACGAACAACUGUUGCUAAUUUACCAGCCAAUUCUGGUCUGUAUUGGCUUCAUGCGAUUGUGGCACUUGCCUACUUGGCUGUUAUAUUUGUUGUCAUGUGGAGGUUUUCGAAGCGACUCAGACGAUUUAGUGUGACUGGACAUAUAUCUAAGCACACUCUUCUUGUUGGCAAUAUAUCAAAAGGCUGCACUGCAGAUGACAUCCGGCAGCACAUUCAAGAAGCUUACGAAGACUGCGAGGUCGUGGACAUUCAGGUAGUUUACGAUGUCAGCAAACUGACUAAAUUGGACGAGAAAAGAAUUGACGCGUUAGAGAAUCAGGAGCGGUACGAAGCUAUUUUAGACGAAUCUGGAAAACGACCAGUAACUGGCUGUUGUACUGAUCAUCGUGAUGCAAUAAGUCAUUACCAAAAGGAGAAGAAACGAUUAUGUGCAGCAUGUGUCGCUGAACGUGAACUAGUACUCGUGGAGAAGGAUCUUCAGUGUGCAUUCGUCACGUUGUCUUCCUUAGUUGUUGCUCAAAGAUUUUACGAUGAUUAUCUGAUAUUGCGAACAAACGUGAGACCAAAUACAUCAGUGAGCGAUGAAGUUGGUGCGUCUUUCUGGACGGUGACUAAGACAUCUGUUCCUGACAAUAUCAGAUGGGAAAAUCUGCACAUUGGGAAAACGGAGUGGUGGAUUCGGUUUACAGUAAUUAAUGGAGCGUUGUUUGUGUUUCUCUUCUUCUUCACCACUCCGGCUAUUAUUAUGUCGUCUUUGCCAAAAUUGAAACGAACAUUGAAACUGGAUCUGCCGAGUUCUGCUGCUGACAAUGAUGUGUUUACUGUGUAUCUUCCCACACUGACUUUGUUUGUCAUUGCUUCUCUUCUGCCUCUGAUUGUGUCAUUUUCGUGUUAUUUGGAAGCUCACUGGUACAGGUCUAGUCAAGAUCGUUUCAUGGUACGGAAGACAUAUGCUUAUCUGGUACUCGUCAUUGUUGUUCUGCCUGGGUUGGGAUUGACAAGCUUAGAUGCUGUUGCCAGUCUUGUUGGUAACGAAGCUCUACCACAGCAACUUGAAUGCAUCUUUUUGCCAUCUGGCGGCGGUUUCUUUAUUAACUAUGUGAUACUUUCGGCUUUCAUUGGUACUGCAGUUGAGUUGUGUCGUAUACCGAUUCUUAUAUGCUUUCUGUGGAAACUAUGUCGGGCCAAAUCGAAGAGAGACAGAACCGCGGCAUAUAAAGCCACGGUUGUUCCGUUCAAAUAUGGAAUCGAAUAUGCUUGGAUUUUGACUUUGUUUGCGCUGUGCAUUACUUUCUCAACAGUCUGCCCACUUAUUGUUCCAUUUGGAGUUGUCUAUUUCUUUAUGAAGUAUUGGGUGGAUAAGUAUAAUCUCUGUUUUGCCACACUGCCCCCCAAAUUUUAUGGGACGACGAGGAUCCAUCAUACUGCAGUGAAUUUUGCAUUUUCUGCUGGCAUCAUGCUGCAGUUUGUCAUUCUCUUUUUCUCUGUUGUAAGAUCAGGUUCAGCUGCUGAUCCUAAUGAGAUCUUUUCCAUCAUUGUCAUUAUACUUAUCUUAGCUGCUUGUAUAGCUAAUGCAUGCUUUGGUGUUUUCAAGAAUUGCACAGCAUCUCAGCGUGGACUCAAAGGUGACAAUACGUACCAAGCUAGUGAAGAUCUACAAGAGGAUGCGUACAAAGCACCCAUCUUGAAGAAGUCAUUUGAAUGUGAUGAGACUUCACCCAGCUCACCACGUUCUCUGAGCCGAAAAUACAACACAUUUGAUGAGACAAAUCAUUCGGUGUCUCCAGGUGAUGAUAAAAGCCUGUAACAGUUCAUGUGCCGCAGAUUAUCAGUAGUGUGCAAUUGUCAUGUGUUUUUGACUGAUUUGCUGGACAAAAGUACAUACUCAACUACAUUGCAACUUAUAGCAGGCUGUGCUUUUUGGUGUUGAUAUGUACGUGUUGAGUUUUAGUCUAGCUAGACGUAGCAGUACUUUUUUGUAUGAAUCAGUAAUCAAGAACAUGCAGAUCUUUCAAA